Fusarium poae is the source of this 687-nucleotide messenger RNA. RefSeq lists its product as uncharacterized. The record is from RefSeq and is a predicted model, not a curated record. The transcript is spliced from 2 exons. NCBI's taxonomy places the organism in Eukaryota, Fungi, Ascomycota, Sordariomycetes, Hypocreales, Nectriaceae. The coding region runs from base 1 to 687 and encodes 228 amino acids.
AUGUCGUCCAUCGAUGCAGGUAAUAUGUCUGAUCAUGUUUUGGCGUUCAACAUUCUAGUGCAUGUCGCCAUUACGAAUAUAUUUCAUCCUUUCAUCAUGGAUCCUAAUAAUGAGCAUCUUGAUCCUGCUUCUCUUGAGUCUCCCAAAGCCGUUUUACGAGCUUCGAUAAACCAGCUUCAGCGUCUCAUCCUCAUAAGCCGGCUUCACCAUCCGCAUGCCCACGCACUCAGUGUUUUGAGUUCAGCGGUAGUGCACGUCAGCAACACCAUCAUCCGCGACGCAGCGCUUCAAAACCAAACGAUACAGCCAGACUUUAGUAUCACCAACCAAAACAGCACCGAUAAGAAUCCCAACUGGUAUUUCUACUUCUUAGUGUGUUUGGCAGCAUGUCAAGAUCUGGGUGCUUGCUUCCCUGUUUUCGAACCAGUCGGAAAGGGGCUAUUGGCUAUGGCUCUGCGCGAUGGUAGUAUGUCAGCUGCCGAGGCUAAUAGACUUGUGCGUACUCUAGAAGGAAAACGGCCGAAGCCUAAAGAAAAGAAGGAGGGUGAGUUUGGGAGUUUUGUUUUAGAUUUCGAUCUAGAGGUUACGAAGCAGGGAGGUGGACAAGUUAAAGAUUUGGCAGCGCAGUUUGAAGAGUUUAGUAUGCAUAGCGAGUUUACAGAGGGAGGAGAUUUUGUUGUUGAUUGA